Nicrophorus vespilloides is the source of this 930-nucleotide messenger RNA. RefSeq lists its product as uncharacterized. NCBI's taxonomy places the organism in Eukaryota, Metazoa, Arthropoda, Insecta, Coleoptera, Silphidae. Bases 1 to 873 code for a protein of 290 amino acids. The record is from RefSeq and is a predicted model, not a curated record. The transcript is spliced from 5 exons.
AUGACGGGUUUCGUGUUCAUCGUGUGCGUGCCGAACGGCGAUUUCGAAGCAAAACUUAAGAGCAAAUCCCAUCGCAGAGUCUUCAUUAAGACGACGGGAAAGAAGAGAUGGUCCAGCUCUGAAUCGAUCUUCAAAAACAAGAGCAGCAGCGACGAUGAGGUCAUCGUGGAAUCUUCCCCGAACAGGGAUAACUAUCAAUACGUUUCCAUGGAGAAGUUAGUGCACGAUAUUCUGGUCACGUAUAGGAUGGAGAAGACCGCUUGGUCGCAUAAUCUGGAUUCGAAUUUCGUUCAAAUGAUCUUCACUAUAGAAGCUGGUGAUAAGUGCGAGGAGAUUUUGGAGAUCCUGAAAGAUCACAACGUGGGUCUUCGUUACGAAUCGACGAUUAGUAUCAUACCUUGUAGUUUGUACUAUCAAGGGUGCGAGAAGGCGGAUGAGACUUUCACCGUGGAUAAUCAGGAAGAGAAAAAGGAUGUGCCGGAUACGGCCUGGACUAGAUUCGUGUCUUCGGUGAGAGCCAGAUUAACCGUGGCCCAGAUCGUGGAGGUCCUCAAGUCCGAGGCGGCUGUGACGUUCGAUUUCAUUUGUUUGCUGGUCAUCGCGACGAUUUUGUGUGCCAUCGGGUUAGUGGAGAACAGCAACGUCUAUCUCUUAUCUAGCAUGCUAAUCUCGCCCAUGAUGGGUCCGGUGAUGGCAGGAACAUUCGGAUCGGUAAUAAGGGAUCGGAUGCUGCAGAGGAUCGGAGUUCAAAGCGAAUUAAUCGGAUUGGGAACGGCCACUUUGGUGGGAUUCUGUUACGGUGCGAUAAUCUGCAUGUGCACCGAUAAAUAUGGAGAAGUCGAUUGGCCCACGAACGAGAUGAUCUCAAGGUAAUCAAUCUAGUACUAGAAGUAUACCUUUGCGAUGUGAUUCCUACUUGAUUAAUUGUGU